This is a messenger RNA of Darwinula stevensoni, 2559 nucleotides long. The record is from the annotation of a GenBank genome assembly. Lineage: Eukaryota; Metazoa; Arthropoda; Ostracoda; Podocopida; Darwinulidae.
CAGGGGCGCAAUUGGCCAACCUACUAUUGAAAGAUUUAUCAUGGAUGGGAAUCGGGAGGACUCCUUCAACUGGGGUCUCAAGAUCCCUUACAUUGAUGCAGCAGAUCUAGGAUCAGACUUUGAGGAUGAUUCCUCUUCUCAAGCCGAAGAUUGUAAAAGCAACCAAAGUGCUCUGACUUUGAGUGAUUUGAGCUGUGAUAUCCAGACUCUUGAUGUGAGUGGCAGUGCAAGUGAAUAUCCCAACACCUCUGGUGAUCGAGGUGGCAGUGUUCCAGAGCGGACGAAUUCUCUCUCUUCUGAAGGCAAGCAGGUCUUGCCUUGGGAUCAAUUCUCAAACUGGUUUCACUGCAUUUGCAUUGUCACUUUUGACUUGGAAAUUGGUCAGGCACUAGAGAUGGUGUAUCCAGGACAUGCCAAGCUGACGGAAGAGGAGAAAUUGAAUAUCUGCUACUUGGCAUUUCCUGAUUCUAAUUCAGGACAGAUGGGUGAUUCCCUGUUUCACUUCCGCAUACAGGCAUCCAGCCGACGUCCUUUGUUGGCACACGUGAACUAUAACCGUUCCUGUCCUGUCCCUCUUCAAGUGAAUAAUUCUUACUUCUAUGGAUAUGUGUUCUUUCGCCAAGUCAAGGAUAGGAACCUCAGGAGAGGGUAUUUUCAGAAGUCGGUGGUGUUGAUAUCCAAGCUUCCAUUUGUGCGACUGUUUUACCACAUCCUGGAGUCUGUGGCUCCUGAGUUUUUCGAAGGGGGAGAAGCAAGCCUGGAAGCAGCAUGUCAUGACAUUGAUAGUUGGCCAUCUCCUCUCCCUGGUGAUCUCUUCAACCUCCCGCUCCUUGGAAAUAUCCUUCAGGUGCGAAUUCCGACCAAGCAUGAUAAAAUUGGAACAGGGUUUGCAUUAGAAGGUCAGUCUUCGCCACCUCAUUCUCCAUCUUCACUGAUCGGAAUGGGGACCUAUGGAGAUCGGGACUCGUUCCGGCUUCUUUUCCCGAUUCUUACCCAAGUUCACCUCCUGUGGGAAUUGGUAUUGACUGCUGAACCUCUUGUGGUCAUGGCUUCCACCCCUGGCACCUGCUCUGAGAUGGUCCAGGCACUCAUUGGCUUGAUCUGGCCAUUGAAGUAUGCUGCAGACUUCCUUUCAAGUAAACCUCACAAGCAGAAAUUGCGACGAACAGUGCAGAUGAAGACAUUGGACUGUAAGCCAGGAGUGUACACCCAGGCAAAACCAUUCCUCCAAAAGGAUAAGGUGAUCCUGAAGAAGGUGCUGAAAGGGUUUCAAAGCAGCCGCCCUCUACCGGUUCAGAAUGCCUUGUUGCGCAGACACCUGAUGGAACUAACUCAGAGUUUCAUGAUACCUCUUGAGAGAUACAUGGGGAGCCUCAUGCCACUACAGAAAAACAUAUCCCCAUUCAGAGCUGCACCAACCUUGAGACCAUUUAAUCCUGAUGAAUUCCUUGCCACUCUUGACACAACUGGACCUCACCUGACAACAGGCGUAAAGGGCGAUUGGGCCGGGCUGUACCGCAAGUUUUUCCGUUGCCCCAACUUCAGCGGUUGGUAUAACAGUCGAUACAAGGAGGCCCAUUCCAAACUUCAAGCUCUCCAUCUCCAGGCUCUCAGCUCAGCUGAUGUUCUCCUGUGGACAAAGGGAAAGGCAGAGGUAGAGAUGGUGGACAUGUUCCUGCGUUUGCAGAAGAAGCUGGAAACUGCGCGGGAAGAUGACAUCCCUGUGGAUUCCAAAGUCCUGAAGAACCUGGAAGCACGCAUCCAUGACCUUCAUUCUUCCCUCCCUCCUGACCUCCAAAAUGUACUCCACUCCCGAUCUGAGGCGGCACUUUGAUCAUGACCUGUAUCCUCUCUAUCAUUUACUUCAGACCUACCGUUUCUCAUGACACUGCCCAUACUCUGUCAACUUGUUACUCAGGUUCUCUUGUAAGUUAAGGCUGCUAUGUCACUAUGUGUGUGCUUGUGUGUGUGCAAGAAACUAACAAUGUUAGUUUCUACUAUUGUCCCUAUAAUUGAGCUGGUGGGGUUAGUUCAUGGUUCUCGUGUUAUUAAUUCAAUGUCAAACAACCAUUUCUUUUCCUGUGUAGUCAUAAUUGCUGUCACUGACAAAUACUCAGUUUCACUUCUUGUCAUAUUCAUUCCUGGUUCCGAUUAGGACUUUUUAUUUUGUCGUGACAAGUUUUUCCUCCUUUCCUUUGAGCUCCUUGUUAAUUUAUAUUUUGAUGUUACGUCUCCAUCUCUGCCAAGAAACUCUCCUUGCCCUUAUUCACAUCUCUGUCCAUCUACAGGUUGAUGGACAUCCUGCGACUGUGAUAUUUUUCACAAUUAGUGCAUUAUUGUCUGCAUGGAAUCUCCACAGAACUCGGAAUAAGAGCAUGUCUUUCAUCGUGCUCAUUUUGAUGUGAUUUUGCACAUUUUCGGUCUCGGCUCACCUGCGCCAAACAGCGUCAAUGUGAGCAAAGAAAAGGGUGCAUUCGAAGAAUCUGUCAAAAAUUAAAGUUGUGGAUGGAUGAGGACAUGAAAUGAAUCUCACUUGUAUGCAGCAAUAAAUAUGGUGAG